Messenger RNA from Sesamum indicum (sesame), 2261 nucleotides. RefSeq lists its product as uncharacterized. NCBI's taxonomy places the organism in Eukaryota, Viridiplantae, Streptophyta, Magnoliopsida, Lamiales, Pedaliaceae. The record is from RefSeq and is a predicted model, not a curated record.
AAAUAAUUCUCAAAUAAAAAAAAAAUAGAAUUUCCACCAAAUUCCACCCCAGACCCAGAGCCGGACCCCAUCGAUUUUCUGCCCUCAAAUUCCAUCUCAUCGUUGCUUCAAGCUUCUCUUCUCUUUUGCGUCUCAAUCUCAUACGCGCACUCCAGGUUAUUUAAGUUACAACAUUGUUUGGAGAUUGUUCAAAUUGAGGUUUCACAGUUUCCCUCAAAGUUGGUAAAAGCUAAAGGAGCUAUCUUUAAUGUUAGCGGAAAGGCCGCGGAGGUAAAGCUUUGAUCUGGGAUCCUAAAGUAUGUAUCGCUCUGGGGCUGCAACCACUAAUAGAGGUGGGUUGCAAACAGAUAGUGGAGAUUCUAUUGUGACACUAGAUCAAGUCCCACGUUGGAGAGAUUCGGAGUUCAGAUACUCAUACGAGAAUGAUGAUUCGGCUUUCCAGAAUCCAUAUUUUCCAGACCCUUUGACAUCUGGAGCUGAAGGAGAGAAUAAUGGAAAUGGAAUGGUAUCUAGGUUUCCCAUUGAUCAUGAGGUUAACUCAAAGAUAUAUCUUUGGAGGGGGAACCCAUGGAAUCUUGAGGUGGAUGCCGUAGUUAAUUCGACAAAUGAGAACUUGGAUGAAGCACACAGCAGUCCUGGUUUGCAUGCUGCAGCGGGACCUGGUCUUGCUGAAGAAUGUGCUACACUGGGUGGCUGCCGAACAGGGAUGGCAAAGGUUACACAUGCUUAUGACCUUCCAGCAAGGAGGGUUAUACAUACAGUUGGUCCCAAGUAUGCUGUAAAAUAUCAUACAGCUGCAGAGAAUGCACUUAGUCAUUGCUACAGAUCUUGUCUUGAACUUCUCAUCGAAGAAGGACUCCAGAGCAUUGCUGUGGGAUGUAUAUAUACUGAAGCCAAAAAUUAUCCACGAGAACCAGCUGCCCAUGUGGCCAUAAGAACUGUUAGACGAUUUCUUGAGAAACAGAAAGAUAAAAUACAUGCAGUUGUAUUUUGUACCAUAACCGCAUCUGAUACAGAGAUAUAUAAAAGAUUGCUCCCUCUUUACUUUCCCCGAGAUAAACUUGAGGAGGAAGUAGCUAUGGUGAGACAGUUAUCGACGAACGCAAAAUCAGAAUAAAGCCUUUACCAAAUUUGAAGACUGUUCCAAAAUCUCCCGAGACGUCUGCUGAUUUUCCGGUCAGUGAUAUUGCGCUGACAAGACGGGAUUCGUCAUACUUGGAUUCAUAUCUGGAUCCUGCUUUUAUGUCCUUGAUCAAAGAUCCAGAUGAGAGACGGAGAGAACAAUGGGAGAAGGCAGCUCAGGCACGAAAUGGUUGGAAUUAUGCUAGAAUGCUUGGAUACGGGGACCUUGGGGGUCCUCCUUUAUCUGCUGCUGAAGAAUACUCCCUCCAUUCUAGAUAUCUUGCUAAAGCAAACUCACUUAAUCUGUCUGACAUUGCUGAAAUGAAAAUUGUUUAUCGAGGUGGGGUUGAUAGUGAAGGUCGCCCAGUAAUGGUGGUUGUUGGAGCACAUUUUCUCCUAAGAUGUCUCGAUCUAGAGCGUUUUGUUCUGUAUGUAGUGAAGGAGUUCGAACCCCUGAUACAGAAGCCGUACACAAUAGUUUAUUUCCAUUCAGCAGCAUCCUUGCAGAUGCAACCAGAUCUGGGGUGGAUGAAGAGAUUAGAGCAAAUACUUGGACGGAAACACCAGCGUAAUCUUCAUGCUAUAUAUGUCCUUCAUCCAACUUUCGGGCUGAAAACUGCAGUAUUUGCGAUGCAAUUAUUUGUAGAUGAUGUGGUGUGGAAGAAGGUGGUCUACGUUGAUCGUCUUCUGCAGCUAUUCGGAUAUGUACCUCGUGAACAACUGUCUAUUCCUGAUUUUGUAUUCCAGCAUGAUUUAGAGGUGAAUGGAGGAAAAGGCUUUAUCGUGGAUCCAAGAACAAAAUACGUCUAUCAGCGACCAUAGAUGCUGUACGCUUAGCUGUUCCUCUACUCACCAGUAACACAGCAACUCUCCAGCAUUGUGAAUCUUUUUUAAUACCUUUCCAAUUAACUUUUAGGUCAGGUUGUAAGGUUAUUUUUUCUUUUUUCUUUGAGUAUGCGUGUAUUCAUGCAUUUUUUCAGCAUCUUUCCUAAAGAUGUUAAUGUGUAUUAAGACAUACCUUUCUGUAUCAUUUUCUUUAUUCAGAACAAGUGUUUUUCUGUACAAUUAUGAAACAGGCCGCUGCCAAUUUUCUUCGUUUUCUAAAACCAUGUUCACUCCUUAGACAGGUGACAUGCAAA